CGCCCACCCGCGAGUACUCGUCGCUCUACAUCGUGCGCCUGCGCUCCGCCCCCCCCCUCGCCGCGUAUCGCGGCGGGAUAGCGAGCUACUCGGGAUGGACGGACGACGACGACGAAGUUGAUAAUGAUGAUGAUGCUGGUCUGUCAGGUCUGCGGGCGACGGCGGCGACGGUUGCGCACGAGGCGGCGACGCUGGCUGGAAGCGUUCCGCGGCGCGCGCGACUGAGCACGGAGAACCCGCAGCUGAAGGCGUAUGCGCAGAUGCUGGAGACGCAGCAGACGCAGGUCGCGUCUGACGUGGGCGUGACGUCAGAUCGCAUUGUGUACAGCUACAAGCAUGCGAGCAACGGGUUUGCAGCAUCGCUGUCGCAGCAGCAGGUGUGGCGGCUGCGGCGGCACCCAGCAGUGGCGGCAGUGACGCGCAGCCGCACCGUCACGCCCCUCUCCGUCGACUCCCCCACGUUCCUGCGCAUGGGCGCCCCCGGGUCGCUGUGGCCUGCCACUGGCGGGCAGGAGAGUGCGGGCAAGGGCAUGGUGAUCGGCGUGGUGGACUCGGGCAUCUGGCCCGAGCACCCCUCCUUCAGCGAUGCCGGCUUCCCCUCCUCCCGCCCUGCUGGCUGGUCAGGGAAGUGCGCUGCCACGAGGGAGUUCAAGUGCAACAACAAGGUCAUCGGUGCGCGGGUCUUCUACAGGGGCUUCAGAGUGGAGUACGGCGAGCUAAACCGCACUAUUGAUUGGGUGUCGCCGAGGGAUUCGUACGGCCACGGCACAUGGUGUGCAGGUUUAGAGGGGCAUCCACUUGUGGCUGGUCAGUUCAGCGGCUGCCUUUUGACAUGCCUUUCUAGACUGCCUCUCUCCACUUUGGCCGACAUUGACGCUGCAGUGGACCAGGCGGUAGCCGACGGUGUAGAUGUCAUCUCAAUCUCUAUCGGCGCCGAGCAUCCCAAUGACACUUACUUCUCCCACACGCCGUACCUCAGUGCCAAUCUCGCGGGGGUGUUUGUGGCAUUCGCUGCAGGCAACGAUGGUCCUCCCCACCCUUCUCGCCGCACAAUUGAAAACUUCUCUCCCUUCUACCUCACUGUGGGGGCAAGCACCAUUGGCCGUGGCGGUCAAACCCUAGAGGCCUCUGCGCCAGCAUCUGCAGCUCUCAACAGCUCAUCCUCUGUGUCAGCCACCGCAGCAGCCACUGCCCAUCCUGUCAUUGCCAACUUCUCUGCCACCGGACCCCUCCGGGACCUCUCCACCGACGCCACUGGUGCCUUUCCCACCAACAGCAUCUUAAAGCCCGAUAUUGUUGGCCCGGGUGUGGAUCUGUACGAUGCAUGGCCGGCUAGGAAGGUCGGGAGCCCGGGGGGAUACUUGCGGGCGCGGGGGACGUCCAUGGCGACGCCUCACUUGGCGGGCAUUGCGGCUCUCAUCAUGCAGAAGCACCCCUCGUGGAGCCCCGCGCAGGUCAUGUCUGCCAUCUGCACCACUGCCACCACCAUUGACACCAGUGGUGCUGCCAUUAAAACGGCUUAUGGCAGGGCUGCCACACCGUGGGAUAUGGGAUCUGGCCAUGUUUUCCCACCCAAGGUGCUUGAUCCUGGCCUAACGUACGACGCUCGGGCAGCUGCUUAUAGGAAUUUCCUAGCCGGGCAGAGUAUGGCCCUGGCAAAGAGAUAUUUCCCAAGGGCUAAACUUAUUGCAGUUCCUCCCCAUGAGCUGAACCGUCCUAGCAUAUCAAUUUCCCACUUGAAAGGAAUGGUGACAGCAACGAGGAGAGUUACAAAUGUUGCCGACUCGUCAUCAACAUACACGGCGAGCAUAUGCCUCCUACAGGCGUGCAGGUGA
Messenger RNA from Closterium sp. Yama58-4, 1835 nucleotides. NCBI's taxonomy places the organism in Eukaryota, Viridiplantae, Streptophyta, Zygnematophyceae, Desmidiales, Closteriaceae. The record is from the annotation of a GenBank genome assembly.